AUGGAUGAUAGACCUUUUCCUCCCGGCUGGACUAAUACAACAAAAGAACCACCAGUAAGUACUUGGGAAGACCCAAGACCUUCAUAUUAUGCAAAUCUUGAUUACCCAGCACAAAUGCCAACAGCUGUUACUUCCACAGAAUCAAAACACGACCAUAAACCUACCGGUUCAUCUUAUCCUGCACAAGGCAAAUCAAAGAAGCUUGGUGGAUUGGCUUUAGGUGGAUUAGGUGGUAUUGCUGCUGGAUUAUUAGUGGGAAAAGCCAUACACAAGGGAUUUGGUUUUAAGGGAAUGGGUGGUUUUAAGGGCUUUAAGGGAGGUUUUAAAGGAGGUUGGAAAUGA
Molecule: messenger RNA, 342 nt
Organism: Entrophospora candida
Lineage: Eukaryota; Fungi; Glomeromycota; Glomeromycetes; Entrophosporales; Entrophosporaceae
Source: the annotation of a GenBank genome assembly